Molecule: messenger RNA, 2478 nt
Organism: Esox lucius (northern pike)
Lineage: Eukaryota; Metazoa; Chordata; Actinopteri; Esociformes; Esocidae
Product: 5-aminolevulinate synthase, nonspecific, mitochondrial
Biological process (GO): hemoglobin biosynthetic process; erythrocyte development; heme biosynthetic process
Cellular component (GO): mitochondrion
Molecular function (GO): 5-aminolevulinate synthase activity; pyridoxal phosphate binding
Source: RefSeq, a predicted model, not a curated record
AGCCAGUGGUGUAGACCCCAGUGUAAUAAGACUGAUGACCGGGAGAAAACUCAACUAGUAAACAGACGAUAUUUAAAAACAGCCUGGUGUCUACAAAUAAAAGCGUCUGAGUUAGAGCGUAGGGUGCUGCUCUCCCCAGUCCAUGCGAUGCCUUCUGUUGAUCAGCCGGAGGACUCUGAAUGCCACUUCCUGGCAGAUGAGAGGGUGUGUAAAAACCCCAGCGUUCUAAAGGAGGCCUGCAUUGACCUGUCAGAGGCUGUACAGGAUAAGAGCCCAGUCCACUCAGUCACAGAGAAAUCUGAAUCCCAGGUGGAUCCCACUGUAGUGGGCCCGAUCAUCGUCAACAGGGUCCACCCAGCCAGCUUGAAACAGCACGUCACCAAAGUCUUUCACUCACUGGGAGACAACCAGCCCAAUGCGGCUGCCAACUUUCAUUACGACCAGUUCUUUGAGGUGAAGAUUGGCCCCAGGGAGACGUUAGAGAAGCAUGGGGCAGGGGCAGGGGGGACUCGGAACAUUUCAGGGACCAAUAAGUUCCACGUGGACCUGGAGAACGAGCAGGCCGAACUGCAUGGCAAAGACGUUUCACUGCUCUUCACUUCCUGCUUUGUGGCCAACGACUCUACACUGUUCCCUCUGGCUAAGAUGAUGCCAGAUUGUGAGAUCUACUCUGAUGCAGGGAACCAUGCUUCGAUGAUCCAGGGGAAGGCAUUCGGUUGUGUGGGUGGCUACAUAGCAGGUACCAACGCUCGGGUUGACACGGUGGACACUCAAGCGGCUGGCUUCAUCUUCACCAUGUCCCUGCCCCCCAUGCUUUUGGCCGGGGCCCGGGAAUCCAUCCAGAUCCUAAAAGGGGAGGAGGGCUGCGUGCUGCGCAGGAAACACCAGAGGAACGUCAGGCUGCUGCGACAGAUGCUGAUGGAUUCGGGCCUGCCCGUGGUCCAAUGCCCCAGCCACAUCAUCCCAGUCCUGGUCUCCGAUGCAGCCAAGAACACCGAGGUGGGUGACGUCAUGAAGUCUCGCUACAACAUCUAUGUCCAGGCCAUCAAUUACCCGACAGUCGCCCAGGGAGGAGAGGUCCUCCGCAUCGCACCCCCCCACACCCCACACCACACACCCCGGAUGAUGCAGUACUUGGUCGGUGAGCACAUUCACCCGCCAGUAGUUUUAAAUCUCAACCCAUUGUAAACAUUUGGGAACGUUUAGCUUGCGAUUUUGUUUUUUGAUCAGCUGUUAUGAAUUUGCAAUCUAUGUAAAAAUAUAUAUAUAAUAAGAGGUCAGGUUGUACAGGUAAAACUAUAUUUGUCUUAGCACUGGAUAUUGAUAAACAAUAACUAUGCUGUGUCUAACUUGUCUUUCUCACUCCUAUGUACUCUGCACUACUACACCUCACUAGAGUGAUUCAGCAAAUCAGAAACCAAUGUGAGAUCACACUUCUAAGGAACUAGUCUCUCUACAUGUCUGUUAUUUUCCUUUCAGAAACAUUUUUGUCAUAGGGUGUAUAGUGAAUCCUGAGGGCUAACAUGUCAUUUCCAUGUGUAUAUUACAAGCGUGCAUAUUCCUAUGACCACAUGAGUUCUUUCGUCCCUCCUGGGGGGUCAUUUUGGAUGUAUUAUCAAAGUCUGUGAGCAUCAUUCUCAUAGUAACUAAAUAUUACAGCGUGGUCUAGCCAUGUCUGUGCAUGCUCUUCAACAUGCAUUGCUUUUUUCCACCAGAGGGAGAAGCAGUGUACCCUUUGUCAAAUGGUUAGGUUGUCCACUGUGUGUGCAGCAACUGCAGUUUGACACCAGCUUUUAAAUGAGAUAAUGUAAAGUAUCUUUGAUUUGAAGCUAUACUUUAAAGACAUACCAUACCAUGUACAAUGUGUUGUCAUGAUCUACAAUUAAUGUAUAUAGUUCUGUAAUGAUUAUAUAAAUGUGUCAUAACAGAAACAAUUAAGAAACGUUCCUUUGGCAGACAGAAGUGACCAUAUUUUCGAGUGCAGGAUUGUAGCUGUUCAACGAUGUGGGCAAAUUAUAUGGGUUAACAUCUUUCAACCACGUGCCAGACGCCCUGAUCUGCAAUGUGUCACAUCAGUGAAGAGUAAAAAAAACGCGUCUCCUGUUAUUUAUGACGGUUACCUAUUAACAUAUGCACACAAAAAGAGCUUGUCCACGAAGGGGGUGCGUGUGGGGGAUCAAAGACGUGCUGUCAAAUGGGAAAGCCGCGAUCCUGCGAAUCAAAGAUACAUAUUUCCGGUCGUUUCUGUGAGAGCGGGGGAGAUUUACCAUGAGCUCACGUUCUGAGAGUAUUAUGUAAUUGAAAUGCUUUGACAACAGGUGACUGGCAUCACUCAGGCAAAGCUCUGCGUGUUUGAUGUUAAUUAGGUUAUCGUGCUUCUGCAGCAGAGACAACGUGUAUGUCCUUUUAAAAUGAUUUAGGGUAUUGUUUCAAAUGUUGGGUAUGGGUCGUAGAACAGCAGUCAUCUGGCUACAAUAC